GCGGGUAUUAUAAAAAUUAGCUUCGGCCUAGGUAAGGAAAUCGUCGCCCUAAGUAUAAUAAAAAUAAAGACGCACUUCGGAACGAUAACUUUCUACAUUUUGCCUAUUAAUACCCCAUUUCUCCUAUAUCUAAAAAACAUAGAUCGACUAGGCAUUAUAUUUAAUAAUACGAAGAAUAGAAUCUCUAGUAACAAGCACUUCGAAAUAGUCGAACGAUAA
Molecule: messenger RNA, 219 nt
Organism: Colletotrichum lupini
Lineage: Eukaryota; Fungi; Ascomycota; Sordariomycetes; Glomerellales; Glomerellaceae
Exons: 1
Source: RefSeq, a predicted model, not a curated record